Messenger RNA from Coturnix japonica (Japanese quail), 2027 nucleotides. RefSeq lists its product as uncharacterized. The record is from RefSeq and is a predicted model, not a curated record. Gene Ontology annotation, molecular function: protein binding. NCBI's taxonomy places the organism in Eukaryota, Metazoa, Chordata, Aves, Galliformes, Phasianidae.
AGGCCUGCACAGACCCGAGGCCUGCAGCCUGGUUGCCUGGCGACCAUGGUGGCAACACCAUGGUUCUACCCCAACUGCACCAUCCAUUCCUCUUCUUCCUGGUGCUCCUGUUGGCGGCAGCUCUGUCCCCAGGGCAGCCCAUAGCCCUAUGCCCAUCUUCCUGCCGCUGUCACAGUUGGUUGCUAGACUGCAGCCAAGCCUCCAUGGACGCAGUGCCUCGGGCCACCCGCCGCUGGGCCCUGUCUAUACUAGAUUUCAGCAACAACUCUAUUUCUUCCAUUGAAAAAGAGACAUGGAGGGAAUACCCGUGGGCUGAGUACAUAACCCUCCGGGACAAUGAUUUGAAGGUGGUGAAGAGCCAUUCGCUGGAGGGUUUGCUGCUGCUGAAGCAUCUGGAUUUAUCCGGCAAUAAAAUCCUGUCCAUUGAGGAACGUGCUUUUGAGCCACUUCCUUUCUUGCAGCUCCUGAACCUCAGUGGGAACCUGAUGGCUCAGAUCCAGAAGGACACUUUCCAGGCAUGGCACGGGAUGCAGUUUCUAAAGGAGGUGAUCCUGAGCCACAACCCGCUGUCUGUGAUCGAUGAUGCCUCGUUCUUCCAUCUUCCAGCGCUCAUCAACCUUGACCUGGGAGCAACACGUGUAUCACAGCUGGAAACGCUCAAAGUCCUCCGGACCCCAAUGCAUUUGGAGAUGCUCAAACUGCCCCGAGCUGCUGCCUGCUGCCUGUGCCAGGACGGCCGAGCUGCGGGGACGCUGUGCAGGAGCAUCCACAGCACGGAGCUGUGUGCCCGCAACCUGCACUGCGCCGUCAUGGCGCCCCGUUCAGAGCUGCCAUCAGCGCUGCGCAGCGCAGCACAGCACGGCUCAAUGCUGCACCUCCACCCCAGCCAUGGCGACACCGACACCCUGACACUGAGCGCCAGCCCCCAUAGCACCAAUAGGGCCGACAGCGACCCCAAUACGAUGAGCCGCCAUCAGCACCAACACGGGCAGGAGAUGGGAUGGAACAGUGGGUACGGGGUGGGGAACCUCCAUCCCCCAUCCAUGGGGCAGCAAAGCAUCACAGCGCAGCUGCCAGGACACAAGGUCCUACAAGGAAAGAGAGCCCACGGCCCCAUAGAGCCCAGCAAUAGGGGCAGCACUGAGGGUGAGGAUGAGGAUGAGGAUGAGCUGUUUGAAGGCCAAGUGGAGCAGCGGCUGCGCCCCAUGGUCCCCAAUGGGGCCAUCAGGGGCUUCAUCGCCCGCGUGGCACGAGCCGUGAGGAAGGACUGCAGGGAGCAGCAGCUGCAGGCGCAGUGCAGCACCGUGCUGAGACACACACAGAGCGUGGUGCAGCUCAUGGGGACGGACAGACACAGAGACACGGACAGACACAGAGACACGGACAGACACAGAGACACGGAGUGUGACAUGACGGGCAACGGGACGGACACAGCGAGCAACAACGGGACCGGGCAGGUCCCAGCAGCUCGUGGCUCCAGCCGGAGGAUCCUCCUGGCUGUGCUGGUGUCUCUCAUCAUCAUGGCGUAUAUCACAACCAUCUGCCUCAUCGAGGUCUGCUGCCCCACACCCACAGCCCCACAGCAGCAGCCCCAGCCCCGCAGCACCAGCAAGUCCCGAUGGAAACGUUUCAGGUUACUUUGGAUGCUGCUACCACGGCAACGGAGCAGGAAUGGGGCACAGGGCUCCGAUCGCAGUAAGGACGAUCCCCAGUGGCUGCGGGAUCUUUACCUGCCCCUGAAUGAGCUGCAGAAGGAUUCGAUCCAGCAGCUGUACCGGGAACCGGGGGACGAGGAGGAGGAGGAUGAAGAGCUGCUCAAUGGGGCCGGGCCAAAACGGGACGGGACGGCGGCCACAGCCGACCCCAAAGGCAGCAAAGGGGCUCCGUGAUCCCACAGCCCCGAUGGAUCCACCCCAUAGAGCCCCGGAAUGGAGGGAGGGGCCAUGGGGAUCAGUGGGGGGGGAUGUGCUGAGUUAUGGGGUGGAUGGAGCCGCUGGGUUUGAUAUUAAAGGAUAUUGGUGUUCUAU